CCCACCCAAUUGAUUGAAGCUGAUGGCAGAAAGCCCAGUGGUCCACUGCACCGAGGCACCACCGCACCGCCCCAAGCCCGCCUCCACGCCGCUGAAGCUCUUCGGGUUCCAAGUCUCGGAGGACGAAGAGGUCGACUCUCGGCCAUCGAAUUCCGGCCACCACUCGUCAGAAUCCGGCGGUGUUCCGGCCACCGAUGGCCGGAAAUACGAGUGCCAGUACUGUUGUCGAGAAUUUGCAAACUCUCAGGCCUUGGGAGGCCACCAAAAUGCUCACAAAAAGGAGAGACAGCAAGUGAAGAGAGCUCAGAUACAGGCGAGCAGAAACUCUGCCGCCACCAGAUUGAGCGGCUACGCCUACCAGCAAAUCCCUGCUGCAACAGGAAUCCUGACGCCGCACGGCACGCGUGUUGCGGCCGGGGGAUUUUCUGGCGAAGGUUUUCCGUCGCCGUCGCCGUCGCCGAUGAUGUUUUCAGACAGCAGGAGCCCGCCAUCAUGGGUUUACGUGUCGUCUGCCAGUGCGUUUUCCGGAAGGUCCCCCUGCGUUUUUCCUGCCGGGCCCGGGGGUGUGUAUGGUUACGGCCCGGUUAUGUAUGGCGGGUUUCAGGAGGCAGGGUUGAUACCGGAAAAGGGUGCUGUGGAGGGUUGUGUAUUGUCGGAGCAGGAUGGGGGUUUGGAUCUGCAUCUCAGUCUUGCCACACGAGGUUCCUGAACAGAGAUGCUGGCUUGGCUUUUGGGUGGUGUUUACAAUUGAAGGCGAGGGUGGUUUGGGCCUGUUUCGGGCCUUUCGGCUCGUGUAAAUUUAUUUAUUAUUUAUUUUUUAUGAAAGUAAGUUAAAGUUGUCAGCAACAACUCUCUCUCUCUCUGACAACAACUCUCUUUAUCUCUCUCUCUCUUUCUUUCUCUCUAUAUUAGUCCUCUGUUUCUCACUGUAACUCAGAUCUUUCAUUGCUGGUUAGCAAAGGGAUUAGAUUUAAGUAAUGCUUCUGAGUUUAAUACAGACUGCAGGGCUGCAUAUGUUAUGAUUAUAGUAUAUGGUGCACAAUAUGGCCAUCCCACCAUCCAUCCUCAUGAACGGAUGAUGGAGAUGUGCCGGUCUUCCGCUGAUGGCAAAUGGUGGACUUCAAUAUACGAAAACUCGUUUCCACCUUCUGUUGAUAGGAUGGAUGGCAAAUAGGCCCUGUAAUAUACACAGAACGUGUAUUAGUGUAUUUCACCUUAGCUGUCUAUGUUAUAUUUCACUUGAGUUGAAGUGGAUUAGGUCAGGAGGGAAACGUC
This is a messenger RNA of Amborella trichopoda, 1275 nucleotides long. RefSeq names its product zinc finger protein 6. Gene Ontology annotation, cellular component: nucleus. Gene Ontology annotation, biological process: trichome differentiation; cytokinin-activated signaling pathway; gibberellic acid mediated signaling pathway. Gene Ontology annotation, molecular function: transcription cis-regulatory region binding; DNA-binding transcription factor activity. The record is from RefSeq and is a predicted model, not a curated record. NCBI's taxonomy places the organism in Eukaryota, Viridiplantae, Streptophyta, Magnoliopsida, Amborellales, Amborellaceae.